ACACUUCGUCCCCUGCCUGACACACACACACACGCAUACAGACACUCACACACACAGAGCUCCAUUUUGCUGUUCACCAGGAGGGAACUGAGGACCACAGCCCAACAUGACGGACCAGUCGGCAUUCGACACAGAUGUAUGGACCCUUACCCGCUUUGUCAUGGAGACCGGUCGCAAGGCCAAGGGGGCGACCGGUGAGCUGACCCAGCUCAUCAACUCCAUGCUGACCGCCAUCAAAGCCAUCUCCUCCGCCGUGCGCAAGGCGGGCCUGGCCCAUCUGCAGGGUUUGGCAGGCUCAGUGAAUGUGACGGGGGAUGAUGUGAAGAAACUGGAUGUGUUGUCCAACGACCUGGUCAUCAACAUGAUGCAGGCCUCCUACGGUACCUGCUGCAUGGUGUCAGAGGAGAAUAAGGAGCUCAUUAUCACUCCAAAGGGCAAGAGGGGUAAAUACGUGGUGUGUUUUGACCCCCUGGAUGGCUCCAGCAACAUCGACUGCUUGGCUUCUAUUGGCACCAUCUUCGCCAUCUACAAACGGGUGACAGAGGAGGAGCCCGACGAAACAGACGCUCUCCAGCCUGGAAACCAGAUCGUGUGUGCGGGUUACGCGCUGUACGGCAGCGCCACCCUGGUGGCCCUCAGCACCGGUGCUGGCCUCAACUUCUUCAUGCUGGACCCCGCCAUCGGUGAGUUCCUCCUGACCGAGAGGCAUGUGAAGAUCAAGCCAAAGGGAAAGAUCUACAGUCUGAACGAAGGCUACGCCAAAUACUUCCACCCCUCCAUCAACGAGUACCUCAAGCACAAGAAGUACCCGGAGGACGGCAGUGCGCCCUACGGGGCCAGGUACGUGGGCUCCAUGGUGUCUGAUAUUCACCGUACCAUCGCCUAUGGAGGGAUCUUCCUGUACCCAGCCAACGAGAAAAGCCCAAAGGGAAAGCUGCGUCUGCUGUACGAAUGCAACCCCAUCGCCUUCCUCAUUGAGCAGGCGGGAGGAGUGGCAACCACAGGGACCCAGAGGAUACUGGAUAUCAAGCCCGAGGCCCUCCACCAGCGGGUCCCCUUUGUCGUGGGCUCCCCGGACGAUGUCAACGAGUUUCUGUCUUUUGUCAAGAAGCACCAGUAAUAUCACUCGGACUGUUUCUCCAGUCAGGCUUCCUCACAUUCAAUGUUUCAUUCAAGCAGGCGACAUGAAUCACAAUCCGUUUUUAUAUCCCAGGAUCACCUGAUGCAUGAGGGGGAAUUUGAAAUUUGAACAUGCAAGACAAUAACGCAAGAUUUCAGAAAAUGUACAAUAUCUUAGUAGGAAAUAAAAUUAAACAAUAGCUAUGUGUCAAGUCAAGUCAAUUCUAUUUGUAUAGCCCAAUAUCAAAAAUUACAAAUUUGCCUCAGGGGGCUUUACAGCAACACAACAUCCUGUCCUUAGACCCUCACAACAGAUAAGGAACAACUCCCUAAACAUAUCCUCUAACAGGGAGAAAAAAUAGGAAGAAAGCUCAGGGAGAGCACCAGAGGAGGAUCUCUCUCCCAAGACGCACAACGUGCAAUGACACAACGUCAUUGCAUGUGUGUUCUAUGCAGUCUGCAGAAAAGCAUUUGUGUGGAAAAGUAGAUUAAAAUUCUUGAUGAAAGAAACUAUUAUCCAACAAGUUUGCAGAUGGAUCAUCUUUUAUCUGUUUCAGUGACAUUUGCCUUAUCAAAUAUGUUAGUCAUUUAAGAUCUAUCAAAGAAUUGUGUAUUUGUCUUGUAAAACGAACAUAUUUUUUGAAGGAAAAGGAGUGAUUAAAUAAAUAAAUAACCUUCACAGA
Lampris incognitus (smalleye Pacific opah) is the source of this 1802-nucleotide messenger RNA. It is a transcript of the gene fbp2, whose product is annotated as fructose-1,6-bisphosphatase 2. Bases 107 to 1120 code for a protein of 337 amino acids. Gene Ontology annotation, biological process: fructose 6-phosphate metabolic process; sucrose biosynthetic process; fructose 1,6-bisphosphate metabolic process. The record is from RefSeq and is a predicted model, not a curated record. Gene Ontology annotation, cellular component: cytosol; cytoplasm. Lineage: Eukaryota; Metazoa; Chordata; Actinopteri; Lampriformes; Lampridae. The transcript is spliced from 7 exons. Gene Ontology annotation, molecular function: fructose 1,6-bisphosphate 1-phosphatase activity.